AUAAACAAAAAGGAAGGAAGCCUUCGGCCAUACAAUCGCGGCAAAAAUCGGUUCAAAAUUCUAACCUCCAAGCCACAGUUAGCAACUACAUGUGCCCCUUGUAUUGUUUAGAUAUUUAUUUAUAGGGGGUUACGAUCAUGGACGAGGCUGUAGUGUUUCGUAUGAGUGCAUUUUCGGAGCAAGGAGGGAGGAAAUACAUGGAGGAUGUUGUCGAGAUAAGAAUCGAGUACGAGCCGACGCCGUCGUCAGUCGAAGACUACCAAAAGUCUCAAAGGCAAGGGGGACAAGAAAAAUCGGAGAGUGAAUCCACCAAACAGACUGAAAAUGAGACACACGAGCACAGCGUUGAUGCCGAAUCGGGUCCGGCUUCUGCUAUGUGGGUAGAGAGUCUAUCAGACGAGGGCAGCGGCAACAACAGUGCACCGGUAUCAGACGAGAAAGUCGCAGAGCAUGAAGUCGACACUCGGAGGUCUGUGGCUUUCUUCGCCGUGUUUGAUGGUCACGGGGGUCGGGAGGCUGCACAUUUUGCGAGAGAAAAUCUGUGGGAACUGUUGAAAAGACAGAGGGGGUUUUGGUCCAAAGAUCACAGUGAAGUGUGCGCUGCUCUCAAGAAGGGCUUCAUCGCCUGUCACCAUGCAAUGUGGAAAGAGCUACCGGAGUGGCCAAAGACCAUUACGGGUCUGCCCAGUACUUCGGGCACCACAGCCAGUGUGAUUGUGAUCCGUGGAGUUCAAAUGUACGUUGCUCACGUGGGGGAUUCAGCAGUAGUGGUUGGAGUACAAGAAAAUGACUCUGAUAUCACGCUCCAGGCACUAGAAGUAACACAAGACCACAAACCUGAACUUCCAAAGGAAAAAGAAAGGAUUGAACGACUUGGUGGCAGUGUAAUGAAGAAAUCUGGGGUGAAUCGUGUCGUGUGGAAGAGGCCCAGACUGACACAUAACGGACCUGUGAGGAGGAGUACCGUCAUCGACCAGAUCCCCUUUCUGGCUGUGGCUCGAUCACUUGGUGACCUGUGGAGCUACGAUUUCUACAGUGGUGAGUUUGUGGUUUCUCCCGAGCCUGACACUACUGUCAUGACCCUCGAUCCCAAACGGCAUCGCUACAUCAUCCUUGGCAGUGACGGACUCUGGAAUAUGAUGCCACCCAAGAACGCUGUCAAUAUGUGUUAUAGCCACGACAAAAUGGUGGGACCAAAGGGGAUGUCUUGCGCCCGGCGACUUGGGUGCACAGCUCUUUUGUUCUGGAAAGAGCGCAUGCUCCGAGCAGACAACACAACAGUCAUUGUCUUGGCUCUGCAGGAGCGAGACGGCCCUCCUAUCCCUAUGCACCGAGAUGAGAUCGUUGUUGACAUGGCCACAGGAAUUGACCACGUUCCAUACCCGGGAACUACUUAUAACACCUGUGAGGUCCCAAAGGCGGAGCAUGAGGAUGACAUGUUUUAUGAAGAAGAUGAGAUAUAUGGAGAAGAACAUGAGGGAUGGCCAUGCCUGGAGUGGUAGUGAGAGUGAUGCAGUGAGCGCUCCCUCUCCGUUCAAAGACAGCUCCACAGCUCUAGAGCAGGCGUUUGGGCUGUAUGAAGCAGCCUUCUGUGCCACUGCACAGCUUUCACCUGAUGUCGAAUCUGUUAGGGCCACACUGCCCUCAUCAGACGGUCCUGUGAAUGUUUUUGAAAAACAAGACUCCACUACUCAAAUGGACUGUGUUACACCCGCCCCUCCGUUAAAAAGGUCUCGCCGUUCCCCACUCUCUCAGCCUGAACUAGGAGGUCAUCGGCGCCGGCUCAGCCGGUCCUCCAGCAUAAGUGUCCCCCAGGAGGCACCUGAUAGCAACGCACCAAGUCAACAAUCCAGUCAAAGAGGCUCAUCUGAGGAUUGUAAUAUCCUACCACAGCACUGCAGCUCUGCCUUGUGCGUGUGCUGAAUCCUGUCUCAUAGAAACAGUGUUUUUGCCCUGAGACUAGGAGGAUAAUUCGGGUCAACUUUGGUGUACCACAGGCCAGUUCCUAGAUGUAUACUUUUUCUACAGAGGUCUUGGUUUUGUAAAUACUGCAGAAAUUUGAGAUUGUAAAUGUGUUGCUGUUUUAACCUGUUUUCUUUUCUUUUUGCUGCCCCUCUCUUUAAAUUUUAAUGUUUGCAGAAAUUUUAAAUUUUAGAUCUGUUCAAUCUAAACAUUCUAUUUUCAUACUUUAAAGUAUGUAUAGUAUAUCCAAAAGACAUAUUUUAAAAGAGAUAGCUCACUACAAUCUGAGAAAGCUACAGUUUACAUGAAUUGUGACACAAACAACCUUCCAGUAAUUAUAUAUCAAAUAAAUCAACUAUUUUAGAUCAUUUUGACUCCCCUGGAUUGGAGUAAAUACCCCAGACGAGUCGUUUGGAGUCAUCUCUCUUUGAGUGUCAUCUUUAAUGAGGAGCCUUUAUUAGAGGUAAUACUAAAAGUGGGAAAAAGAUGACAAGCGAUGCUCUGGGGCUAUUAUCGGGGACUGAUUUUAUGCCCAUGUUAUUUAUGUUUUUACCUGUGGCAAAACAUCAUGAACAUAGUUGCUCCUAUAAGCUAAACCGUGUAUGUUAUGCAUAGUAUUUGAGGAAGCAUUAAAUGGCCAGUUCACUGAAAUGUCAUUAUUUACUCAAAUUUCCUGAAAGAGAAAAAGAUAGCAAAAUGUUUUAUUUUAUUUACCAUAGUGGUAUAUAUCCAUGUAGAUACUGUAUGUAUGCUUUAUUAGUGAACUGACCCUCUAACUGCACCUUGCUGGUGAUUCAUAUUGAUCCAUUUUCAUGUAUAAUUUGGCCAAAUACUGUUAUUUUCAUUUUCAAUACUUUGCUUAUCCAGAAAUACAUUAAUAAGUGGUACAAUCAAAAGCACGGGUUUCUGGGUCAGUCAUAAACGAUACCUGUGCCUCAUUAUAAAGAUUUUUGGAGGCAGCUUUGACCUUUAUUUGAAUAGGUCUUCCUCUUUGUUUUCAUAUGUUGUUGUCUUGUGUGUGGUUUGCAUCCAUAACCUGUGUUUUAAUCUGCACAUAAAACACAUUAUGGUACGUCUA
This is a messenger RNA of Cheilinus undulatus (humphead wrasse), 3040 nucleotides long. RefSeq names its product protein phosphatase 1D-like. Lineage: Eukaryota; Metazoa; Chordata; Actinopteri; Labriformes; Labridae. The transcript has 7 exons. The record is from RefSeq and is a predicted model, not a curated record. Gene Ontology annotation, biological process: protein dephosphorylation. Gene Ontology annotation, molecular function: cation binding; mitogen-activated protein kinase binding; protein serine/threonine phosphatase activity. Gene Ontology annotation, cellular component: nucleus; cytosol. The coding region runs from base 138 to 1502 and encodes 454 amino acids.